Triticum aestivum (bread wheat) is the source of this 3456-nucleotide messenger RNA. RefSeq lists its product as uncharacterized. Bases 1 to 3336 code for a protein of 1111 amino acids. NCBI's taxonomy places the organism in Eukaryota, Viridiplantae, Streptophyta, Magnoliopsida, Poales, Poaceae. The transcript is spliced from 2 exons. The record is from RefSeq and is a predicted model, not a curated record.
AUGCCACCCCCGGAGCCACCCCCGCCCCUGCGGUGGUCGGCGACGUUCUCGUCGGCUCCUCUAGACGGCAGGACGGACUGGCGCCCCGGAACCCUCUUCCUCGACCAGCCACACAACUUUUUCUUCCUACGGGAUGAUGGAGGGAAGAUCGUAGAGGGAAGACUGCUGCGAAAGAAGGAAUGGAUCUCGCCUGGAACUGAGAUGGUGCUAUUGGACUGCCUCAUUCGCGUUGGCCACCGGCUGUUCCCGGCGCGGCGCAGACUCACCUUGGCGCCGGGGGCCAUUGAUCCUAGCUGUGGUUCGGCGGCAAAGUCGCCUGCUGCGGGAUCACGUUUUGAGCCCCUGGCCAUGGACGAAGUCGCCGAUCUGCCUGAAGCGGAGGGGGUGGCGGUCCAGGCGGCAAAUAUGGUCCUUUCCCAAGCAGAUCUUGAUGAAGAGGGCGGUCCUUGGACCUCCGUGUCUUGCCGGAAGAAAUCAAAAGAGGAGCUAGUGCAGGAAUUUUGGAACGACGUCGGUUUUCCGACGCCGGCGUCGCGAGUAUGGGAACGUCGGGGUUCCGCGUCCCCGGAGACAUCGGCCGGCCAGGAGUGCCUGGGUUCGUCUCAUGAGCCGUCCGCUCGGCCAGAUGGAGCGCCGAAAUCGCCAAAGCCAUCGCCGGCGACACCAAGGCAGCGCCGAGGGGUAUGCAUCAAGCCUUGGAGAGGGCCACUCCCCCGUCCGCGGAUCACGCCGCCGGUGGCGCUGGCCGCAUUCAUGCCGGAUGCGCUGGCCGAUCCGUCAUCUUCGGCGGAGCAAUGUCAAGGCGCCGUAACGCUCGCGGCAGCGCAUGCAUGCAACGAUCAUGCAUCCGGUCAAACAACGCUUCGUCCCAUGGGCCUUUUGCAUGCGGAAGGGCCCAGCAAGGGCCAUGCUGCUCGUUUGGGACGUACUAUCAGAAGGGCCGACGUAUUUCUUCGCCAAACGCAUCUACGCCCUAAUACUGCCUCCGUCUGCGCGUACUCUCGGACUGCGCCGCCAACGUACGCUGCUGCCCUGCGCCGGCCUUCGCCGCAGCUCAUGGCUGGCCGGAACGGCAACGCGCCUAAGGGGCCUCCUCUGGCCGGAGUUGCGACGCCGAACCCCGGGCCACCCGCCGGCUUUGGUGCUGCUGCCGGACCCUUCCGUUUUGGUGCUUCGUCAUCGUCUGCCCAUCCUUCCGGACAGCGGGCUGCUCCGACUGCGCCGGCACCGGUUGUCUUUGGGGCCGGCAACAAGACUGCGCCGGACGCUACUGCUCGCCGCAAUAAGACCAAGCGCAAGGGGGGGCGCCGUGAAGCCGCUACUGCCGGUGCCGUCCCCUCGGCUGCGCGACCUCCACCGAUAUUCCCGCCGCCUGCUACGGUGCCCGCCCCCACCAAGCAUGUUCCUGAGGCUCGAGACACUGCUCCGAUGGUUGUGCCCUCCGCUGAAGCCACUGGACGUGGGCCGAAAGGAAACCGAACUGGUCUUUGGUGUUUCAAAUGUCGUUCAGAUGAUCAUCUUUCCAAGGACUGCACGGCGAUUCAUUUCUGUCAUAUUUGCGACAAUUACAAGCACCCUUUGCAUCGGUGCCAUGUGCUUAAGCAACCGAGGCCUACCGCGUCGCUCGGUGGAUGUGGUUUAGUUAACGCUAUGUUCCUGCAGUUGCCGGACUUGCUAUUCAAGGAGCACCUUGCACCUCCAACCCUGCCGACUGCUUUGGUUACGAUCUCCGGUGGGUCUCUGUCCGCUGCUGUGGUUGAGGUAGAGAUCGCCAAGAUCGCAUCGGUUCAGGCAUCUUGGAAGUGGGAAGCCGUACCCCAUGGAGACAAUGCUUUCUUAGUUUGUUUCCCGUCCGUGGAGGUUUUGAAGCGCGUGUCAGCUUUUGAGUAUAAUGUCAAAUCACAAGACGUGAAGAUUGCUUUUAGUGAAUGGAAAGUUGAAGAGGUUUCAUCGAUUCUCCCUUUGCAACUUGUUUGGGUACAUGUCACCGGUGUCCCACCACCUCUCCGCCAUUUUCUUGGUUUGUGGGCGGUAGGAUCAGUCAUUGGCGCCACGCAAGACGUUGACUUGGUUUGUUUGCGCCGUCAUGGUAUUGUGCGCAUCCAGGUGGCGGUCCACUCUUUGGAUAUUUUCUCCAAAAAAGAUGGUUCUGAUGAAGCCUCGGUCUCCUCGGAUGUCUAUAUAAAGCUUAAUGGGUAUGCAUUUCGGUUUGUACUGGAGGAGGAAGAUUUUGUUCCCGACGUUGAUUUUAUUCCCCGGAUUUGGGAAAACCAUGAUAAUGGACAUGAUGACGGCGCUAACCGAGAUGAGGAUAUGCCUGAUAGGGAUGCUAACAAGAGGUCAAAAUGCAUCCAAGCUGUUGAUCAAAAUUCGGCGUCGGGGUCUCAAGUAAGUGCUGCAGUCCCCAUACAGUCUACACAACAAAUAGUGCAUACUGCUACUCUUGAGUCAUCUGUUGUGAGUAUGCCAGAGAAUAUGGAUACACACAUACACGUACCGGUGGUGCAGGAGUCCAUGGAUGCAUGCAUACCAAUGCAAGACGAGUUGGAGAAGGGCGGGUCCACAAGGUGCACCACUAUGCAUGUAACGGAUGCUGGAAACGACUCGGCUGCUCACGUGAAGGCAACAACAGUUGUUCACGGGCCACCGGCGCAGCCAACCGCGGCAAUUUCUGUCUGUGUUGCUGGGCACGCACAGUCGGCCGUGCAUCUGGCCACGACACCAAACGCACACAGUACUGUGCAUGGUGCUACCCCGGCUUUGACGCCGCUACAGCCAACCUUGACCCCAGCAGCGCAUGCGAUACUUCCUGCUUCGGUUGGCGUGCGGGAAUCCAAGACAUCGCCAAUGAUGGAGUCUCCAGUUCGUGCGGCCGUUGCCAUGGUGCCACUUGGCCCAGCGGCGGAUCGUGCUAGAGGAUCUUCUUCGGCAUCUGAUGCGGGCGUUCGGAUGGGAGCCACGACGCCUCCCUCUUCACCAACCCUUGGGACGCUUCGGACGACGCCUGCUUUGCAGAGGACUACAUCAACUACUCCGUCGAAGACUUUGACGGGGACUACGUCCGGAGGGUUGGCUACACCCCUGCGACGUAGUAACCGUCACUCCCUCAAUGUUGAUGGUUCUUCCUCGACUGAUGAGCACUCUCUUGCGAAGGCAAUGCGUCUCCAGGCUUCGAGGAAUUUGGACCCCAUGACAGGUUAUUUUCCGUUGUACGCACUCGCUUCGUACGUGGUGUACGCUACAACGAGCGGAGUACCAACCGUUGUUCAAGGCGGUGUGUACGCUGUUGGAGCAGGUGGCUACGGAGGUUUUUACCCAACAUGGAUGGCAGCAUAAUCUCCGGCUCGGUCCACCAUCUCUUUCGACAUAGGCAUAGUGUCGGUCUAUAGACUCUACUGUUGCCGAAUUGUCGGUCUUUUAUCUUUCUACUUAUCAGACUACUGGUGUUUGGCUGUG